AUGAAUAAUAACAAUAAUAAUAACAAUAACAAUAACAAUCCAUAUGGAGGUAUAUAUAAUAAUGCAGGUAAUCCCUAUCAGCAAUAUCACCAACAACCACCACAUAACCAACAGCCACCACAACAACAAUUUCAACAAUUUCAAACACCUGUGGUUCCAGUAAAUAAUUUAGGUAUGAAUGGUUUAAAUAGUAAUGGUAUUAAUAAUAUCAAUGGUAUAAAUAUGAACAUUCCUCCAAUUCUUAAUUCAUAUAUGCCCACAAUAUCACCACCAUUGGCAUCGCCUACAUCAACCAAUACAAUAGAUUUUAUGCCAAUUCCAUCACCAAUUACGUCAUCACUUUUAUCUCCACCUUCAAAUUUAUCAGUAGCAGCAGUAGCAGCAGUAGUUGCCUCGAAUAGCAAUAAUAUAUCAUUUAAUACAUCAUUAAAUACAUCAUUAAAUACAUCAUUAAAUACAUCAAAUUUAGAUACAUCAAAAGAAGAGGAUGAUGAAGAUGAAGAAAUGGAAGAUGCUGAUGUUGUUGGUGAACAAUCAAUGAAGCAACCAAUACCUCCACCCCCAUUACAAAAACCGUUAAAACAAAGUGAAAAAGAAGACGAAGAAGAUGAAUCCGACGAAUUUGACAGAUCAAACCUAAAGAAUAAAAAGAAAACGAUUAUAGAGUACGAUGAUGAAAUAAGUGAGGAGUCAGAGGUUAGUGCUAAAGAGGCAUCAGAUUCAGAUUAUGAACCAAGUGCAGAGUCAGAACCGGAACAAUCAGAAUCAGAUUACGAAUCGGAUGAAUCAGAAAAAUAUACUAGAAAAACAACUCGUUCAGGUAGAGGAGCAUCUAAAAAAGUGGUUUUUUCUGGUAGCGAAGAGUCAGAUUCAGAGUCAGAUUCCGAUUAUGAACCAAAUAAAAAGAAAGGUAAAGGUAAAGCAGUUAAAAAGGGUAAAAAGAAAGUUAAUCAAAAAGCUAAAAGUAAAUCAAAAAAUGAAGACUCAAACUGGGCUAUACCGGCAACUAGGACAAGAAGAGGUGCAACACAGUUACAUAAAACACCAAUCGAUUCAGAUGAUGAGCAAGAUGGUAGUGACUCUAAUAAUGUUUCUGACGAAAUUUUUUCAACAUCAGGCUCAAGCGACGAAGAUUACUCUGAUAAUUCAAGUGAUGGUGGUAAAAAGAAAAGAACAAUAAAAAGACAAUCUAAAAGAAAAAUAAAUUCAGAAGAAGAAGAGGAAAACACUAUUACUCAUUUAAAUUUAAGAACGAGAGGAAAUGGUGGCAAUAUAGAUUUUUCAAUUUUUAAUAGCGACGAAGAGGAUGAGGAAGGAGACGAUUAUAGUGGCAGUAAAAAAAGUUCAACAGCUGCUCAAAUAGUAUCACCAAUCAUUGAACCGGGCGAAGAAGAUGAAAUCGAAAAAAUUUUAGAUCAUCAGUUAAAGAAAGGUGUUCAAGAGCAAGAUGGUUUUAAUGUGGAGAAUUACGAGUUUUUUGUAAAGUGGAAAGGAUGGGCCUAUAUUCACAAUACUUGGGAUGCAUAUGAAACAUUAAUCAAUUUCAAGGGUAAUAAGAAGUUGGUGAACUAUGUCAAGGGUAUUUUAGAUCAAAUCCAAUGGAGACAAGAGGCAUCUAAAGAAGAUCUCGAACAGGCUGAUAUUGCCAAAGAAUUACAAAAACAAGAAUACCAAGAAUAUACCAAUGUUGAACGUAUUAUUGCUUCAAGAGAAAUGGAACCACCACCACACCUACAACAACAACAACAGCAACAACAACAACAACAACAACAGCAACAACAACAAAACACAACAACAAUUGAAAAUUCAUCAUCAUCACCAACAACAAAUUCACCACCAACAGCAAAUUCACCACCAACAAUAAAUAAUAGUAAUACUACAACUACUACCACUAUCACUGCACCAAUAAAUCCAGAGUAUAAAUCCAAUAUUCAAUAUUUGGUUAAAUGGAAGGUAUUACCAUAUUCUGAGGUUACAUGGGAGUAUCCAGAAGAUAUAGUCGAGUAUCAAUCUGAAAUCGAUCUUUUCCUAACACGUCAACAAAAUAAUCAAAAUGCACCAGCUAAACCAAAUUCAGUUGGUGCCAAGAAAAGAUUGGAACAGGGUUUUACAAAAUUGGAUAAACAACCAAGUUGGAUCUCAGCAGGUACAUUGCGUGACUAUCAAAUGGAGGGUUUAAAUUGGUUGGUUCACAGUUGGAUGAAUAAUACAAAUGUUAUUUUAGCAGAUGAAAUGGGUCUUGGUAAAACUAUUCAAACUAUUUCGUUCCUCUCUUAUCUCUUUAAUGAACAAAGUAUCAAGGGCCCAUUUUUAGUUGUUGUUCCAUUAUCCACCAUAGAAAAUUGGCAAAGAGAGUUUGCUAAAUGGGCACCAUUAAUGAAUCUUAUAGUUUACACUGGUUCAUCGACCAGUAGAGAAAUUAUUAGAAUGCACGAAUUUUUCACGAUCAAUAGAAAUGGAAAAAAGAAAUUAAAUUUCCAUGUUCUUCUCACAACUUAUGAUUUUAUUCUCAAAGAUAAAAAUAUAUUGGGUUCUAUUAAAUGGGAGUUUUUAGCCGUUGAUGAAGCUCACCGUUUAAAGAAUAGCGAAUCAGUGCUCCACGAGGUAUUAAAACUUUAUCAUACAACCAAUAGAUUAUUAGUUACUGGUACACCACUUCAAAAUUCACUCAAAGAGCUUUGGAAUCUUUUAAAUUUCUUAAUGCCAAAUAAAUUCACAUCACUUAAAGAUUUCCAAGAUCAAUAUUCAGAUUUGAAAGAGAAUGAUCAAAUUGCUCAACUCCAUAGCGUAUUAAAACCACAUUUGCUUCGUAGAAUUAAAAAAGAUGUCGAAAAAUCAUUGCCUCCAAAGACUGAGCGUAUUCUCCGUGUAGAUUUAUCAGCUGUUCAAAAAAAAUAUUACAAAUGGAUUUUAACCAAGAAUUUCCAAGAACUCAACAAAGGUGUUAAAGGUGAAAAGACUACUCUUUUAAAUAUUAUGACCGAAUUAAAAAAGACUUGUAACCAUCCAUAUCUUUAUGAAAGUGCAAAAGAAGAAUGCGAACAAAAUGCUAAAGAUCCACUCGAAGCAAUGAUCAAGGCAUCCGGUAAAUUAGUGCUCUUGGAUAAACUUUUGGUUCGUUUAAAAGAGACUGGUCAUAGGGUAUUAAUUUUUUCACAAAUGGUUAGAAUGUUGGAUAUUUUAGCAGAGUAUUUAAAGGGUAGAUCGUUUUGUUUCCAAAGACUCGAUGGUUCAAUGAGCAGAGAAAAUAGAAGUAAAGCUAUGGACCGUUUUAAUGCCGUCGAUUCGCCAGAUUUCUGUUUCCUUCUUUCAACUAAAGCAGGUGGUCUUGGUAUCAAUUUGUCAACUGCUGAUACUGUUGUUAUCUUUGAUUCUGAUUGGAAUCCUCAAAAUGAUUUACAAGCUGAAGCAAGAGCACAUCGUAUCGGUCAAAAGAAUCAUGUAAAUAUUUAUAGAUUAGUUUCAAAGAAAUCUGUUGAAGAAGACAUUUUAGAAAGAGCUAAACAAAAGAUGGUUUUGGAUCAUUUAGUUAUUCAAACUAUGGAGAAAUCGCAAACUGCUAAAGCUGGUAGCGGUCAAGCCCCAAACAGCAACCCAAAUGUAUUUAAAAAAGAAGAGUUAGAAGCAAUUUUAAAAUUUGGUGCCGAAGAUCUUUUUAAAGAGGGCGAAGAUAAUCAAGGCAAUUCGAUCGAAGAAAUGGAUAUUGAUGAAAUUCUUUCAAGAGCUGAACAAAGAGAUACAAGUAAUGAACCAACUACUGCCGGUGAAGAGUUAUUAAAUUCAUUCAGAGUUGCCAACUUUUCCACAUCAUCAUCAAAGGAAGACACCUCAUGGGAGGAUAUUAUUCCAGAUAGCGAGCGUAAGAAAGUUGCUCAAGAUGAAGAAAAAGAUCAAUUAAUGUUAUUAGGUACAAGAAGAAGAGUUAUUGAAAAUAACCAACCAGCUCAAAUUCGUAGUAUAUCCGAACCAAUUAUUGUGAAUGUCAAACUUAAAAGAGAUAUUAGCCAAUUUUAUAAUAAGAAGGAGAUUAAACUAUUAAUUAGAUCAUUGAAAAAGUUUGGUACAUAUAAACGUUGUAAGGAAAUUUUAGCGGAUUCAGAUUUCAGUAGCAAACCACUAAGGGCAACUGAGGAUAUAUGCAAAGAGAUCAUCGAAGCAGCUCAACAUGCAGUUAGAGAUAAUUCUGAUUCUGAUAAAGUUCAUAUAGUAUAUAAUGGUACCGAUAUAAAUGCCACCGAGUUUGUUCAACGUAUUCAAGAGAUGGAGGUUUUAGCAGAAAUGUGUACACCAUAUCUUAAAGAUCAUCAACAAUUCAGAGUUACAUUUCCAAUUAGACCUGUGUCAUGGGCUGUAAAAUGGGGACCAAAAGAAGAUGCUCUUCUUUUAAUGGGUAUAUAUAAACAUGGUGUUGGUAAUUGGGAAUCCAUUCAAAAGGAUACCACAUUAGGUUUUGAAAAUAUUAUUGAAACUGAAGCAAAUGGUAUCGAUAGUACUAAAUUAAAGGGUGCAACAUUACAAAGAAGAGUCGAUAGUUUAUUAAAAACAGCCAGGGAUAUUAUGAAAUCAAACAAGAAAUCAUCAAAGGAUAAAGAGGGAGAUACAAAUGGCGAAGAUUUCAAAAUUCCAAAGAAGAGAGGUAGAAAAGCUGGUUCAUCAACUGCAACAAAGAAGAGAAAUAGUAAAUAUUCUGAUGAUGAAGACGAUGAAAUCGACGAAGAUGAGGAUUCACAAGAAGAAAGAAAAGGCUCAGGUAGACAUAAAAAGAAAUUAAAGAGUGAUGAGGAGUUACAAAAAGAAAUUUUAUCACCAAAAAGAACUAGCUUUGGCAGAGUUUCAAUGCCACCAACUAAAUUGGGUGAGAGAUCUCCAUCAAAAUCUUCAUCAACAACUACUACAACUUCAUCAAGAUCAUCUAAACAUUAUUCUGAUGAUGAGUCAAGAGGUGGAAGUACAAGUAGAGGCAGAGGUAGACCAUCAUCAUCAUCUCAUUCAUCUUCAUCCCAUUCAUCCUCAUCCCAUUCAUCGUCAAGAAGAUCAUCAAGAAAAGAAGAUGAAAAUGAUAGAGAUAGAGACAGAGAUAGAGACAGAGAAAGAGAAAGAGAGAGGGAUCAUGAAGAAGAGGAUAAAAAUUAUAAUAGAGAUUUAUUAAGAAAAUGUAAAGGUUAUUUAUCACCAAUCAGAGAUCUUUUACAGAAAUUCCAAGUACUUUCAGAUUCAAAGAGACCAAUUUCAAGGGAGGAAAAGGUAAUGAAAACAAAGAAAUAUCUUUUAGCUCUAGGUAAUGAGAUUUCAGGUAUCGUUGAUGACCACUAUAAAUCACCAUCAUCAAAGAAAGAUGAAUUAGAUUCUCAUCUUUGGUAUACCGCAUCGAAAUAUACCGCAAGUGGAGGCCAGGAAUUAAAGUCAUUAUAUAAUAAAAUGAAGAAAGGAAGUAGUAGCAGCAGUAGUGGUGGCAGUUCAUCAAGACAUUCAUUUUCACAUCAUUCAUCAAGUCGUUCAUCAAACGAUUCAUCCAAACCAGCAUUAAAGCUAAUUAUAAACAAAAAUAAAAAAUAA
Messenger RNA from Dictyostelium purpureum, 5556 nucleotides. RefSeq lists its product as uncharacterized. Gene Ontology annotation, molecular function: ATP-dependent chromatin remodeler activity; ATP hydrolysis activity; histone binding. Gene Ontology annotation, cellular component: nucleus; chromatin. Lineage: Eukaryota; Evosea; Eumycetozoa; Dictyosteliales; Dictyosteliaceae. The transcript has 3 exons. The record is from RefSeq and is a predicted model, not a curated record. Gene Ontology annotation, biological process: nucleosome organization; regulation of transcription by RNA polymerase II. The coding region runs from base 1 to 5556 and encodes 1851 amino acids.